Puccinia triticina is the source of this 879-nucleotide messenger RNA. RefSeq lists its product as uncharacterized. The transcript has a single exon. The coding region runs from base 1 to 879 and encodes 292 amino acids. Lineage: Eukaryota; Fungi; Basidiomycota; Pucciniomycetes; Pucciniales; Pucciniaceae. The record is from RefSeq and is a predicted model, not a curated record.
AUGGACGAUUUCACAUGGGGAGAGACGCGGAAGAUCGACGGCGCGAAAGAGAAAGCACACGGCGACAAGGAGGGCGAAUUCGACUCAUCGCACAUUACGAUGAAACGCUGGGUUGAAUUUGAACGCGAACGUCGGUGGAAGUCGGAGCAAUCAGGCACUCUCAACGAAACUGGCUUCCGUAACGGCCCCGCUCUUGCCCCGCCUUCGGGCCGAUACAGUCUCAAUAGCAGUGUGGACAACUGGAGUAGUGCAACAGUCAGCGAUCCCUACGGUACUCGACUUCCCUCUAUCCAGCAACUGUCGCUACCUCAGCCCCUGGCUCGAGAAGAGUCGAGAGUCUCGAUGGGCGGUUAUUACAUGAGUCACCCGCGGAAUACAAUGCCCCCACGGCAAACCAGCCACGACAGUUAUACGGGACGGAUGACGGACUUCGAGGCGAGUCGGGAGCCGAUCCUGCCCGCAUUCAAAGCAGCCACGAACGAGUCAACUGGCCACAGUCCGUUCGAGGACGAGGAGCGGGUGUCGCCCAACCACGAGUUCGCGCACCUGUUCCAGAGCACCCAUCCGGACGACGACCAGCAGUCCUCGUCUCAUUCCACCGUCUUGGGUGGCAGCGGUGGGGCCAAUGGGCUCGAGCUCAAAGCCGGCUUCGCCAGGGGCGUCACCCUCUCCGACACCGGCGCCGUCCCCGACUCGAUGGGCGCUAUGCGUAGAGUCGACCGCCCUACUCACGCUAACCUCCCCCCCUUACAACCCUCCUCAAAUCUCCCCCACCACCACCACCAGCAGACUGGCAGUGCCAACCCGUUCAAAACUUCGCCGAGCCCCGACGACGACUUGCCUUCUCCACCCGGGUUCACCACCUACAGGAGGCAAUAA